Drosophila nasuta is the source of this 4643-nucleotide messenger RNA. It is a transcript of the gene fliI, whose product is annotated as FLII actin remodeling protein. The transcript has 4 exons. Lineage: Eukaryota; Metazoa; Arthropoda; Insecta; Diptera; Drosophilidae. Gene Ontology annotation, cellular component: actin cytoskeleton; nucleus; cytoplasm. Bases 166 to 3960 code for a protein of 1264 amino acids. The record is from RefSeq and is a predicted model, not a curated record. Gene Ontology annotation, biological process: actin filament severing; actin polymerization or depolymerization; barbed-end actin filament capping. Gene Ontology annotation, molecular function: actin filament binding; phosphatidylinositol-4,5-bisphosphate binding.
AUCUCCACCACUAUUGAAAUAGCAAUAACAAGAACAAACAGGGGCCUCGCAGCCGUUUUUCGCCGUCCGUCUCCCGUGUCCGUGACGCAAAAUUAUUACUUUUAUGCUACUCCCCGCUCCACCCACGCAAGCAGCAGUUGUAGCCGAGUGCGUAGCAUAUCCAGGAUGAGUGUUCUACCGUUUGUACGCGGCGUUGACUUUACAAAAAAUGACUUUAGCAAAACAUUCCCCAGCUCAAUGCGGCAAAUGUCGCGGGUCCAAUGGCUAACAUUGGACCACACACAACUCCAUGAAAUACCCGAGGAGCUGGGCCAGCUGCAAAAGCUCGAGCAUUUAUCGCUCAAUCACAAUCAGCUGGAGAAGCUCUUUGGCGAACUUACUGAACUCACCUGCCUGCGUUCCUUGGAUCUGCGUCACAAUCAACUGAAGAACAGCGGCAUACCGCCCGAACUCUUCCAUCUGGAGGAGUUGACAACGUUGGAUUUAUCGCACAAUCGCCUGAAGGAGGUGCCCGAGGGCUUGGAGCGUGCCAAGAAUUUGAUAGUGCUCAAUUUGAGCUAUAAUCAAAUCGAAAGCAUACCAACUGCCCUUUUCAUACACCUGACGGAUUUGCUGUUUCUGGAUUUGUCGCACAAUCGUCUGGAAACAUUGCCGCCGCAGACACGUCGCUUGAUCAAUCUAAAGACACUGGAUUUAUCAAACAAUCCGUUGGAAUUGUUCCAGCUACGUCAGCUGCCAUCGCUGCAGAGUCUAGAGGUGCUCAACAUGAGCUGCACACAACGCACACUCCUCAAUUUCCCCACGAGCAUCGAUAGUUUGGCGAACCUUUGUGAAUUGGAUUUGUCGCACAAUGCGCUGCCCAAGCUUCCCGAUUGUGUGUACAAUGUGAGCACGCUGGUGCGCUUAAAUCUCUCGGACAAUGAGAUCACUGAGCUUAGCUCUAGUUUGGAGCACUGGCAGCGUCUGGAAUCGUUGAAUUUGUCGCGCAAUCAAUUGACGCUGCUUCCCGCAUCGUUGUGCAAAUUGUCGCGACUGCGUCGCCUGUUUGUCAACGAUAAUAAGCUCAACUUUGAGGGCAUACCCUCGGGCAUUGGCAAACUGGGCGCCUUGGAGUGCUUUUCGGCCGCAAACAAUCUGCUCGAAAUGGUGCCCGAGGGUCUGUGUCGUUGUGGUGCAUUGAAACAGCUCAAUUUGAGUUGUAACCGCUUGAUCACGCUGCCGGAUGCCAUACAUUUAUUGGAGGGUCUGGAUCAGUUGGAUUUGCGGGAGAAUCCAGAGCUGGUGAUGCCACCGAAGCCCAGUGAAGCGAGCAAAGCGACAAGCCUCGAGUUCUACAAUAUUGAUUUCUCGCUGCAAACGCAAUUGCGUCUCGCCGGCGCCGCUGUGCCGCCCUCAAUGCCCGCCACUGCCACGCCCAAGGAUGCGACGGCGCGCAAGAUACGUUUGCGACGCGGUGGACCGCGUGCCGAUGGCGAUGGCGGUCAGGAUGCGGCCAAGGUGCUCAAGGGCAUGAAGGAUGUGGCCAAGGAUAAGCAAAAGGAUGAUCUGGAUGCCACGCAAGCGGAAUCGCUGAAGCCGAAGCGUUGGGAUGAAUCACUGGAGAAGCCACAGCUGGAUUACUCCAAGUUCUUUGAGAAGGAGGACGGCCAACAACCGGGUCUGACCAUCUGGGAGAUUGAAAACUUUUUACCCAACAAAAUCGACGAAGUGGUGCAUGGCAAAUUCUACGAGGGCGAUUGCUACAUUGUGCUGAAAACGAAAUACGAUGAACUGCACACGCUCAGCUGGGAGAUCUUCUUCUGGAUUGGCAACGAGGCGACGCUGGAUAAGCGCGCCUGUGCUGCCAUUCAUGCCGUCAAUUUGCGCAACUAUUUGGGCGCACGGUGUCGCACCAUACGCGAGGAGCAGGGCGACGAAUCCGAUGAGUUUCUCGCGCUCUUCGAAACGGAAGUCAUCUACAUCGAAGGCGGCCGCACUGCCACCGGCUUCUAUACGAUCGAGGAGAUGAUCCACAUCACACGGCUGUAUCUGGUGCACGCGUACGGCGCCAGCAUCCAUCUGGAACCGGUGGCUGUGACGCUGCAGUCGCUGGAUCCGCGCCACGCCUUCGUGCUCGACCUGGGCACACGCAUACACAUUUGGCUGGGCAAACGGUCGAAGAAUACGCUGAACUCGAAGGCGCGCUUGAUGGCCGAGAAGAUCAACAAGACGGAGCGCAAGAAUAAAUGCGAUAUCCAUGUGGAUUUGCAGGGAGAGGAGAGCGUCGAGUUUUGGGAUGCCUUCGAUGUGCUGCCCGAGGAGGUGGCCCAGUUGCCGGCGCCGCAGGAGCAUGUCGCCGAUGACUUUGAGCCGGUGCAGCCGCGUCUGUAUCAGGUGCAGCUGGGCAUGGGCUAUCUGGAGUUGCCGCAGGUGGAGUUGCCGGAGCAGAAGCUGAGCCACACACUGCUGAAUAGCAAGCAUGUCUAUAUACUCGACUGCUAUACGGAUCUGUUUGUGUGGUUCGGCAAGAAGUCGACGCGUUUGGUGCGCGCCGCCGCCGUCAAGCUGAGCCGGGAGCUCUUCAACAUGCUGGAGCGGCCGGAUUGUGCGCUCGUGAUGCGUGUGCCCGAGGGCAAUGAGAUGCAAAUCUUCCGCACCAAAUUCCCUGGCUGGGACGAAGUGAUGGCCGUUGAUUUCACGCGCACCGCCAAAUCGGUGGCCAAAACGGGCGCGAAUCUAACGCAAUGGGCGCGCCAACAGGAGACGCGCACCGAUUUGGCGGCGCUCUUUAUGCCGCGACAAAGUGCGAUGCCGCUGUCGGAGGCGGAACAGCUGGAGGAGGAGUGGAACUAUGAUCUCGAGAUGAUGGAGGCAUUUGUGCUCGAGAACAAGAAGUUUGUGCGGCUGCCCGAGGAGGAGCUGGGACACUUUUAUACCGGCGAAUGUUAUGUAUUUCUCUGUCGCUAUUGCAUACCAGUGGAUGAUGUCAUCGAUGGCUGUGGCGAGAACGGUGCUGAUGCAACUGCCGGCGAUGAUAGCAAACUGUCAACGUCAUCGUUAUCGGCGUCAGCGCCGCCGCCAGAGGAUGAGAUCGAGUGUGUGGUUUACUUCUGGCAGGGACGCAAUGCCGGCAAUAUGGGUUGGCUGACGUUUACGUUUACGCUGCAGAAGAAAUUCAAGGCCAUGUUCGGUGAGGAGCUGGAGGUGAUGCGCAUCUUUCAGCAGCAGGAGAACCUUAAAUUCAUGUCGCACUUUAAGCGCAAGUUCAUCAUUCAUACGGGCAAGCGCAAGGAUAAGUCAUUGACGCCGGAUGGCAAGCCGGCGGUAGAGUUCUUCCAUUUGCGUUCCAAUGGCGGUGCAUUGACCACGCGCCUCAUACAAAUCCAGCCGGAUGCAGUGCACCUGAACUCGGCAUUCUGCUAUAUACUUCAUGUGCCAUUCGAAACGGAGGACGAGUCACAGUCGGGCAUUGUGUACGUCUGGCUGGGCAGCAAGUCAUGCAACGAGGAGGCCAAACUGGUUCAGGAGAUUGCCGAGCAGAUGUUCAACAGUCCCUGGGUGAGCCUGCAGAUACUCAACGAGGGCGACGAACCGGAGAAUUUCUUUUGGGUGGCGCUGGGAGGUCGCAAAACCUAUGAUACGGAUGCUGAUUAUAUGAAUUAUACGCGACUGUUUCGCUGCUCCAACGAGCGUGGCUAUUAUACGGUGGCCGAGAAGUGUGCCGAUUUCUGUCAGGAUGAUUUGGCCGAUGAUGAUAUCAUGAUACUCGAUAAUGGGGAACACGUCUUCCUUUGGAUGGGGCCACGUUGCAGUGAAGUUGAGGUGAAGUUAGCGUAUAAAUCGGCUCAGGUUUACAUACAGCAUAUGCGGAUUAAGCAGCCGGAGAGGCCGCGUAAACUCUUUUUGACCAUGAAGAACAAGGAGUCGAGACGUUUCUCCAAGUGCUUCCAUGGCUGGAGUGCGUUUAAGGUGUAUAUUUAAAUACGAAAUAUGUAACGGAAUUCCGGGCGGAAUCUAAUGCCGUGACAGUGCAACCGCCGGGGACACGACAAUUCUAUACGAUGACUGCAAUAUACACAUAUACACUUAAUUCACACACACCCAACACACACACACUCACACACAUACAACAAACGACAAGAAAAUCGCCAGCAAAAAUGUUUGUACUUUUAUAAUGUAUUUAAUUGUUUUUUAAUUUUUUUAUUUUUAGAUCCGUUGUUUUUUUUUAUAUAAUUUUUUUUAUAUAUACUAUUUCGCCGCCCAAUUAAUGAACUUAUCGAGAACAAAAAUGCAAAAAAAAAAAACAAAACAACAAGAACUCGCCCCUGUCUACGCAAAGUAUUCUCUUUUAUCUACAUAUAUAUACAUAUAUAUGUAUACUACUGUAUGUACUACUUAUCUAUUAUGUAUAUCUUACAUAUAACUAUAUUUAUAUGCUGAGCCGGCGAACUUUUUGUGCUAGUCCUGAUGAUGUUUUAUCCUCAGAUAUCAAAACGUUAACGAUGAAACAAAAACAAAACAAAAAUCCAAACAAUUGCUAAUUGCACAAUAUCUUGCUGCUUGCAAAAAUUCGCCAACUAAUUGUACAAAAAAAUCAUAUUUAUUGCAAUUAACCAAUUAUACAAAAAUGAAAAAUUAAUAAAAAAUGCCAAUUCAAAAAAAUA